Lytechinus variegatus (green sea urchin) is the source of this 2619-nucleotide messenger RNA. RefSeq names its product transcription factor GATA-3-like. Gene Ontology annotation, biological process: positive regulation of transcription by RNA polymerase II; negative regulation of transcription by RNA polymerase II; cell fate commitment. The record is from RefSeq and is a predicted model, not a curated record. Lineage: Eukaryota; Metazoa; Echinodermata; Echinoidea; Temnopleuroida; Toxopneustidae. The transcript is spliced from 6 exons. The coding region runs from base 320 to 2485 and encodes 721 amino acids. Gene Ontology annotation, molecular function: zinc ion binding; DNA-binding transcription factor activity, RNA polymerase II-specific; RNA polymerase II cis-regulatory region sequence-specific DNA binding.
UUUUGACCACUAUCAGUCGAGCAAGGCUUCUGGCUCAAACGGUAAGCUCACCGGGUAGCAAGCUUGGCCGCCGUUAUCAUAUCAGUCGUGUUUUAUCCUACAAGGGAGAUAGGACGUCGAGUUUGUUUGUGAAACAUCACAACCGCUAUCACUGCUAAACCUCGUUAAUCUAGAUAGUCGAGUAUUACUACUCUUUUGGACUCUUCUCCACAUUUUUUUUUUCAUUAAAUAGAAUCUACUUUCGAUACAGUUUUUCUCCCAGUUGCCACACUGUUUUGAUUUUUAUAGAUGUCCAGUUUUUCGGCGAAUUUCUCGAUUCAUGGAACAGAGUGCUAGCGUUUGGGCAAGCUCGGUCGAAGCUGGACCCGUCAAGCCCGCCUUACCUGAUCAUUCAACACCAACCAAAAAGUCUUAUUCAGAUAAUAACAAUAAUAACAACAAUAACAACAAAGUGAUUGAACGACGUCGAAGCGAAGUGGACAUUGAUAGCCAUCGUGAAGUGAUCAUCGACAGCGGGAGAAUAGCUAGAGACGAUAAGUGCGACGAAAGCAACUUUGAUAGUGAAUACAAAGAGAGAGUCGAAGAGGAGAACGAGAGUCUUGGGAGUGGAGACAGCCAGGACAGACCAGAUAUCCACGCUCCUGCAGUUUCUGAGUCCAUCAAGAACGAGCCGUUGUCACCCGUUCAACAGACCCCAAUCGCUAGUGGAGAGGCAAACCGGGAGUUCUGGGUGAAACACGAAGCGAAGCGUGGUAUACCUCACCAAGUCGGUGUAGGCCAUCACCAACUCGAACACAACAGCAUCCUGCUCCCGGGCAAAGAAGACGUUGAAGUGUUCUUCAGUAAUCUUGAUAAGAACCCUGCUACAGGACUGCCCCAUCAGCAGUAUCUUUAUCCCCAGUAUCAUCUGACAAGUGAAUCCCAAAUGUAUCAAAGUUCGGGUAGUAUCUCCCUGCAGAGUGCCAUGCCGCCGACCGUCUCUCCGGGUGGCAUGCCGACAUCUCAGCAGCACGGUUACGAGGCCUCGCCUACCUCCUACAUCCAUUCGCAAUCGAGCCCGGUCUAUGUACCCACAACCCGACCAUCGUUCUCCGGGAUGCCCCAUCCUGCACAGUUUAUUCAGCAUAUUCCAUCGGUGAGCAGCCCGAAUCACCAGAACCAGAGCGUCAUCAUGCAGGCGAACGCUCACGCUGCCGCAGCCGUGUGGAGCCCGCAGUCGGAUGGAAGUGGUGGUGGCGGCGGCGGUGGAGUUGUCGGAGGGGACAGCCAUCAUCGAGGAUAUUCCUUCCCCGCCAGUCCGGCGUUAACCACGGCCAACAGUCCGUUGUCCGGGCGACACCCUGGUUCGACGCCCAAUGGUCUGACUGGCUACUCCCCUUAUGCCGAUCCGUGGUCGAGCUUGGAUGGGUCGAUGUUGCAUUCGAGUAUGGGACGGGGUGCAGGAGGAAACUUCGGCGGACGGAGACCAACAGAAGCAGAAGCUCAGAUGAUGAAGAAUAUGGAAGGAUAUACAGCUGUCUGGCCUAAUGAAUAUGGACUGGGUCGUGAGUGCGUGAACUGCGGCGCCAUCUCUACCCCAUUGUGGCGCCGUGAUGGUACGGGUCACUACCUGUGUAAUGCAUGCGGCCUCUAUCAUAAGAUGAAUGGGUACAACCGACCUCUCAUCAAAAACCCAAGAAGACUGCAGUCUGGCUCAAGACGAGAGGGAAUCACAUGUGCUAACUGCCACACCAGCACUACAACAUUAUGGCGUAGGAAUAAAGACGGUGAACCGGUUUGCAAUGCUUGUGGAUUGUACUUCAAAUUACACGGUGUAAACCGCCCUCUAGCGAUGAAAAAGGAUGGUAUUCAGACACGAAAGAGGAAGCCAAAGAACCCUAACAAAGGAAGCCAACAGAACAAUGCACGCAACGGAGGCGGACAUUCAUCACCAAACGAUGUUAACAUCAAGGCAUCGUCACCCACCGGCAAGCAAUCCUCACCACUGCCUACUUCCACUCCAUACACCAGUCACCCGAUCAAAGUGGAACCUCAGUACCGUGUUGGCCUAUCCCCUCCUCCAGCGAUCAGCAACCCUGUGACGUCCUACAUCCCUGGAUUGGUACACCACAGCGGGCCCAUCUCAACAGCCCAAUCCCUCCAUCACCCGCACCACCACCCUGGCUCCUACGCUGCUCAUCUUGGAGCCCCACCGACACAUCUCUCCCACGGUCUCGGUAGCAACAGCGAGCAGACCCUGCACCUCACCCACCAACCUGGGCAAACCAUCCUCCUGCACAACGGACCCGUCAACUCCGCCAUCAACCCUCUAAACCUCAGCGCCAAUACCAAUGGGGGCGCCGUGACCCACCACGCUGGAAGUCCCGGGGAGAUGGCCGGCAACGAUUCAACAUCCCCUCACCAUGUGUUGUUCAGCGGUGUCAACCCUUCUCCACCAUCCGCCGUUGCAGUACCGGUCUCCGUUAGCAAAGCAGAAUCGGAAUGAGAUGUUUAAAUCUGUAUACCCUGCAAUAUCGUGUAAAGAAAGAAAAAUAACAUCAUUUUGACUUAGUUUUACCUCCUCGCCAGAUUUCAUGUAUGCGGCGAUUCUAAAGAUUGUUAUAUCAUUGUGUAUAAUAA